Molecule: messenger RNA, 4166 nt
Organism: Brienomyrus brachyistius
Lineage: Eukaryota; Metazoa; Chordata; Actinopteri; Osteoglossiformes; Mormyridae
Gene: wwtr1
Product: WW domain containing transcription regulator 1
Exons: 6
Coding region: 389-1648 (419 amino acids)
Biological process (GO): positive regulation of transcription by RNA polymerase II; hippo signaling
Cellular component (GO): cytoplasm; nucleus
Molecular function (GO): transcription corepressor activity; protein binding; transcription coactivator activity
Source: RefSeq, a predicted model, not a curated record
AAACUUUUCGAAACAAGUUUCAGGGCUCCCGGAUCAUGCAUAAUUCAUGAGGCGUUGCUGACACAGACUCCGCAAAAAGUUGAGUUUACAAACUUCCAGCCGGAGUGCCAGAGGUGUCACCGCGUCCGCGAGACGGACCGGCGCAGAGUUAGAAGGCGACGGAGCAACAUUUUCUACUGCAGAUCACAGAUGUUAAGGCUGCAAGAAGUUUAAUUCUUAUAUUAGAUCAUUCGCAUGAUUUUUCGUGUGAAAAGGCGUUAUAAAGCUAGCUAGCUAACUUUUUUGGGGGAAAAAACAUUCCCACACACUGGGAAGUUCGAGUUUUCUUGCGCUCAGCUGCAUGAGACUAAUUGUUUUAGUAUUUACUUUUUAACGUUUUACUAAGAAAAUGAAUAACAACCAGCUGCAGCCUUUGCCUGGACAGCAAGUUGUCCAUGUCGCACAGGACCUUGACACGGACCUUGAGGCGCUCUUCAAUUCGGUGAUGAACCCGAAGCCGAGCUCUUGGAGGAAGAAGAUGCUUCCCGAGUCCUUCUUCAAGGAGCCCGACCUGGGCUCGCACUCGCGCCAGUCGAGCACCGACUCGGGCAGCCACACGCCUCGGCUCGCGGUGCAGCACGCGCGCUCGCAUUCCUCGCCCGCCUCACUGCAGCUCGGGGCUGCGGUCAGCGCGAGUCCGGCUCCGGCUCACCACGCGCAUCUGCGCCAGCAGUCCUUCGACGUCGCCGACGAGCUGCCGCUGCCGCCGGGAUGGGAGAUGGCCUUCACCUCCACUGGCCAGAGAUACUUCCUCAACCAUGUAGAUAAAAUCACCACAUGGCAGGACCCCCGUAAGACCAUGACGGCUGCCAUGCACCAGAUGAGCCUCCAUGGCCAGGCCCCUGCAAACCCCAACCCUGGAGUGGCCCAGCAACGCUCCAUGGCCCUAUCGCAACCCAACCUUGUGAUGUCCCACCAUCACCAGCAGCAGCAGCAACACCAGCCACACCAGCAUCAACAUCAGCACCAGCAUCAGCACCAGCACCAGCAAGCUCAAGCCCAGACCUUGGCCUCCAGCAGCCCAGUUUCCCCACAGAGCAUCCAGCAACAGAAUGCCCAGGUUGGCCUCAUGAGUCUCCCUAACCCUCUGACCACCCAGCAGCAGCACCAGCAGAAGAUGAGGCUGCAGCGGAUCCAGUUGGAGCGCAAGCGCAUACGGAUGAGACAGGAAGAGCUCAUGAGACAGGAGGUGGCACUGUGCAGGCAAAUCCCCAUGGAGUCGGACAACAUGGCCCAGACAGCAGCCACCAUCAACCCAGCACCUAUCAACCAGGCUGCCGUGCACAACAAUGGCUCUGACCCAUUCCUUAACAGUGGGCCCUAUCACUCCCGGGAGCAGAGCACGGACAGCGGACUAGGCCUCGGUUGUUAUAGCGUCCCCACCACUCCAGAGGACUUCCUCAACAACUUGGAAGAAAUGGACACAGGAGAGACUCUGGCCCAGGGCAACAUGGGGGUGCCACAGCAGACCCGAUUCCCCGACUUCCUGGACUCGCUCCCCGGCACAAACGUGGACCUGGGCACGCUGGAGGGGGCCGAUCUCAUCCCCAUUCUCAACGAUGUGGAGUCGGUGCUGAACAAGAAUGAGCCCUUCCUCACUUGGCUGUAGGGGGGUGGUAGCGGGGGCAUGGGGACUGGAGCAGGGAGUCGGGCAGCAAAAAAACUCUAUAUGUAUGUGUAUAUACACAUAUAUAUAUAUAUGACUUCCCAUUUGGCUUUCUUUAUUCUUAAUUUAGCCAUGGCUUGUUCUUGUCAGGAUGCCUCAUUGUCACAGACAAACCCUUUUGUGUUUGAAUGGAACAACUAACCUUUCUCAAUCCGGUCCUUGGGGGCCACCAGAUGGUCCACGUUUUUGCUCCCUCCCGACUCUGUACCAGACAGUCAAGGUAUGCCUUUUUUUGGGAGGCAGCAAAGACGUGCACUGUCCCGGUUUUUCCAGGACCGGAUUGAGGAACACUGAACUAACCAAAGGUAACAAAACCAGCCAAAAAAAAAACAAAAAAACGUAUGUAAAGAUGAAAACGUAGUGAAUCAGUGCGAAUGCUGGUAGCACAAAGCUUUUUGCACACGCAGGAAAGCACCUUCUCGCCUGCUUUAGCACCAGCACUCCGCUUUUCUGAGGGAUAUGACCAGCCUGGGCAUCUGUGGGUCUGUCCGUGUACCGGGCAACCGCAGAAUGGAGGUGUGGAUUUCCGUUGGCCACUAGGUGGAGCCAGCGCUUCUGUCAGCAGCAUCAAUCAGAAUGAGCGAGGGUUUUGCUGCUGGUGCCGGAGUCAUUCGGCUUCCACUGGGGCAGCUGUGUGCCUCACGAGGGCUGACGCUCGCUGUGGACUCUUACCCAUAACCUCCUGGAGCUUCAGCCGCGACCCUUUCAGCAGCUCCCAAAUUUUUCCGCGAAGGUAACUUUAGUGGCAUCUUUUUCAGUUAUGCCAAAUAAUUAUGAUCUUUUUGUGCACAGAUUCAAAAAUGAACGCCUUUGGAGUCAACUGUAAGCUUGCAGUUAACAUUUACACUUUUGGCAAGUAUUUUAUUAGUUUUAUCGGUUUAUAAACACACACAGAUACCUGCCUGACUGUUUCAUCGCUGCAGUUGUUGCCUCCAUUGUGCAGGAUAACAAACAUUUAUCUUGUGUUGUGUUUUAUGUAACACCACAGUAUUCAUUUUUAUAUACUGUACAAUUGUUCCAAUUGAUUCAAUCUGAUUAGUAGCCUUUUUUAAAUUUUAAUAUGCAUUUAAGUAUUUAUCAAGCUAUGAUUGUUUUUUUUUCUAACAUAGAAUUUUAAUACAUUUGAAUUUCAAAGCACUACAAACCAGCAACCUUUUGAAAUAUUUUUAUUCCAAUAUUCAUGUUGAGCUUGUGGUAGUGAUUUAAAAAUGGAAUGUUCCCCUAAUUCACUUUAUUUUCCAAACAUGUAUCGUGUGUUUUUUUUUUUUUUUUUUUUUUUAUAACAGCAAAUCACACCUCAAUCUUUUGUUGUCUGUUUGGGAAAUAGCAACCAAAAGUGGGCACCUCUAUUAAAUCUUUCUUGCAGGGAAUAUGGAAAAAAAAUGUAUUUUGUAUCAUGCAUAAAUGAAAAAUAUGCAUAAAUGUAAAAGUAGUCUUUUGGAGUUUCAAGAUGGAAAGUUCCUAACUUGUGGGUUCAGAGUUGGUCGGAGUCGGUCGUGUACUUCUGUUGUUUUUUACUGCAUGAUAACUACGUACUUGCUAUUCCUAGUUAUGGGUCUAGUCUAUUUGUUUAUCAAGACGAUACUGUGUUAGUUUUCUUUAGAAUGGAAGGAGUAAGAAGGCAGUCUUGUGAAAGGAAUGAACGGUAGCUAUAGAGAAGAGCGAUUAUACGUAUGUAUGUAUGUAGGUUAUGUGUAUCUUUGGUUAUUGGUUGACUUAAUGCUCAUGAUGUCCUAACGCCACACUAAAUGGGAGCUGAAGAAGGAUGUAGAGGCCCCACUGUAAAGCUAUGUUCUGCGCAAAACAAAAGUAAAUGCCAUCCUGAGCAGCUCUGAUCCCAGGUCAGCGCUAGACUUGCCCUGAAAGGGCUAGGGCCAGACGAUUUGGCCGUCGAUCUGAUCCCAGAUCAGUGACCUUGGGAAAUGAAGGGAGGCAAUGUACAUCUAAGGUGCAAGAGGGGCUUUGCCUAAAUGCCUUUCCCAUUGCCAGCAAUUAUUACUCUACUAAUGAACUGUGGAGAAACGUAGUGAAGGGACUUUAGCAGCAAAUGAAAUGCAAUGAGGUGUGAAAUAUAAAUCUAUUUGGGACUGAAACGCUUCUAAAAAUGAGCAAUUAUUAAAUAUUUCCAAAACAAAGUACUCAUAAAUUAAGAAGGCACUUUGGAGAUGUAAGGUGAGGUGAUCCACGUCAGCAUCUAGUGGUGAGCAACUUGGUUUGGAUGUAACUGUAGAGUAAGCGGAAUGGGCUAUGGGGUUACUCUGCAUGGAAGGAGUACAGUGCCAGGAAGCGGCUUUGGGUACGUGAAUGUUGAUGAUAUGCUGGUGAUUCACACGUUAACAGGGACUGGAAAUCUGGAAGCCAAGUGGAGUUCACUUAAAAGAAUGUAACCUCACAGAGUCCUAAAUGGAUUUUUAAGCUCAUGUAACUUCUGUUAAACCUUAAUAAAACUCUUUCAGUGCCA